Molecule: messenger RNA, 750 nt
Organism: Fusarium coffeatum
Lineage: Eukaryota; Fungi; Ascomycota; Sordariomycetes; Hypocreales; Nectriaceae
Exons: 2
Coding region: 1-750 (249 amino acids)
Source: RefSeq, a predicted model, not a curated record
AUGCAUCUCAUUCUUACUGGUGCCACGGGUCUUGUUGGGUCCAGCGUUCUAGAUGCUAUGCUCAAGUCUAAAGAGAUCACGAAGAUUUCAAUCCUGAGCAGAAGACCAGUGCCUCUUGCAGAGAAAAACUCAAAAGUCAAUACGAUAAUCCACAAAGACUUUUCAAACUAUGAGCCUCAAGUCCUUGAGCAGCUACAGGGCGCCAAUGGAGUGGUUUGGGCAUUGGGGAUCAGCCAGCUCAAAGUGACACCAGAAGAAUAUGUCACCAUCACCAGAGACUUCCCUCUCGCUGCUGUCAAGGCUCUAUCUACCAUAUCGCCGACAGAGGAACCCUUUCGGUUUGUCUAUGUUUCUGGUUAUGGCGCAAGUACAACCCCAACGAGGUUCACUCCUCUCUUUGGACGUGUAAAGGGAGAGGCCGAGACAAAGCUUUCUGAGUUACGGACAUCAAAGUUUCAUAUCGAGACUGUGCGUCCUUGCUUUGUAGACACUGCCAACCACGAUGUCAUCAAACCACACAUUCCCAAUCCAGGCAUGGUGCACAAUGCGCUAAGCGUCGUCUUUGGGCCCAUUAUACGGACGGUGAUUAGUUCUAUGCACAGUCCAACUGAACGACUUGGACCGUUUUUGACGGAGAUGGCGAUGGGAAAGUAUGACAAGCAGUUGGAUGCGGGUGGCCAAGGUAUCUUGAAUCUAAAUGGCUCGAGGAUAUUGGAGAAUGUAGCUUUCCAAAACCUGUAUAGACCUUGA